AUGAAGAUCUCUGCCGUUGCUGUAGUGCUAGCUGCUGUGGCCGGCAUCAGCGCCGCGCCGAUGCCAAACGGGCAAGUCUCGCCAACUCCGCUGUCAACAAUUUCACACCCAUGCAGAGAACCAGUGGAAGCGCUGGAAGCACGCGCAUCUGAUGCCAUCAGCAGCUUCAUGAGCUUCUUCCGGCGCGACGACGGCAUCGUCACCAAGAGUGAACUUGUAGGACCGCGGAAGAAAGUUACUGUCAGGACGGUGGGCAGGACAUUCUCGUUUCCUAGGUGA
Messenger RNA from Diaporthe citri, 279 nucleotides. RefSeq lists its product as uncharacterized. The transcript is spliced from 2 exons. NCBI's taxonomy places the organism in Eukaryota, Fungi, Ascomycota, Sordariomycetes, Diaporthales, Diaporthaceae. Bases 1 to 279 code for a protein of 92 amino acids. The record is from RefSeq and is a predicted model, not a curated record.